AUGGAGGACGGACCAACAGUUGUCCCAGACGAGACGCCGGUCUUUGAUGCUGCCAGACCACAGCGAAUUGUUGAGGAGCUGGAUGCUACAGUGCUAAAAUCCCUGAAAGGAAUAUAUGAGGCCCAUGCUCAAUCUCAGGAGAAAUGGAGCGCAGAACAAACUCAAGUAUUCUCAGAAAAGGUGCAGCAGGAGGAGCCUGGCUCGAGUGGCGCAUCGCAGCUCACAAACGAUAACGGAGGUCUUGAUUUUAAGCAAUUUCUGUCUUACAUGACGUCGCAAGAUGGAGCAGUUAACAAUCGGCCUCCAAAGCAAGAUCUCACGUGGCCCUUGGCCAGUUACUUCAUCAGCUCAAGCCACAACACAUAUCUAACAGGCAACCAACUGUCGAGUCACAGCACGACAGACGCCUACAAGAACGUUCUGCUGAGAGGAUGCCGUUGUGUCGAAAUCGAUGUUUGGGAUGGUGCUGAAUCGGAUGAUGAAAGCGAAACGGCGCACAAAAGCACCACUUUACUUCGCCAAAGCCAAAAGGAACAGUUAGGGAGACGACUCUCAAAGCUGAAGAAGAACCUCCCAGACUCUAUCACAUCCAAACUUGCCAACUCAUCUAUUGAAAAGAAGCUAAAAGCUCAUUUGUAUGAUAAGCAGCAGGGAUCGUCACCAUCGUCUAAAACGGAAUCUUCGGCAGAUGAAGAACCGCCACGGUUGAAACACCGCGCCAGCUCUGCAGAACCGCGAGUCCUACACGGGUACACCCUUACCAAAGAGGUUUCAUUCCGCGAUGUUUGCUCUGCUAUCCGAGACGAUGCCUUCACCGUGUCCGAUCUGCCUCUGAUUAUCAGUCUUGAGGUACAUUGCCGACCGGAGCAGCAACUGUUAAUGGUCAGCAUUAUGAAGGAGGCAUUCAGUGGCUUUCUAGCUCCAGAACUCGAUGUUGACGCAGCUGAGCUACCAAGCCCUGAAUCCUUGAAGCGCAAGAUUCUCAUCAAGGUGAAAUACGCUCGUCCUGAGGCCCUCGCCGAAGCUGAACAGAGUGAAGAUCCUGGUGACAGUGGCGACGAGCGGCUACCUGUCGCAGGUGAAGGUGACGCUGUACCUGCCAAGCCAAAGAAGGCUGCUAAAAUCAUCGAAGAGCUCUCACGCCUUGGUGUAUACACCAAAGCCAUAUCCUUCAAGACUUGGACACAACCCGAGGCGAAGAUGCCAACUCACAUCUUUUCUCUAGCGGAGAAGAAAUAUCUCGACCAUCGCGAGAAUCAUGGGGAGAGUCUUUUUGAACAUAACCGCAACUAUCUUCUACGUGCUUACCCAUCGGGACUGCGUAUCGGCUCCUCUAAUCUCAACCCUCCGCCUUUCUGGGCUUCUGGCGCACAGAUUGUCGCUCUCAACUGGCAGCAAACAGACGAAGGAAUAAUGCUCAACGAGGCUAUGUUUGGCGAUACGGAUGGCUAUGUUCUCAAGCCCUCCAGUUACCGGCCACUGAAAGCAGGCGUGACAGCUACACCAAUUCAGGCAAAGACCUUGAGUCUGUGCAUCACGAUGAUUGCUGCCCAAGGGAUACCGCUUCCAAAGGGCGACAAAUCCGACAAGGGAUUCAACCCGUACAUCAAAGUCGAAGUUCAUGUGGACGGUAACCCUGGUCAUAUGGCCAGCAAGGGCGGCAAAAUGGCUGUUGACUUCCACGACCGAGAAGUCGAGCAUAAACUUCGCACGCAUACUCACAAAGGCCGCAAUAUUGACCUAAAGGAACAAAAGCUUACUUUCCCAGCUAUCAGUGGCGUUGUGGAAGAGUUGACUUUUGUGCGAUUUACUAUCCGUGAUGACGAAAUUGGUCACGACGAUCUGGCAGCUUGGGCCUGUUUGAGACUGGACAGACUGCGCAGCGGGUACCGAUUUGUGCAUCUCUGGGACAGCCGAAGCAUGAGAUCACAGGGAGCAGUUCUCAUCAAAGUGGAAAAAUCGCUGGCUUAG
This is a messenger RNA of [Torrubiella] hemipterigena, 1971 nucleotides long. NCBI's taxonomy places the organism in Eukaryota, Fungi, Ascomycota, Sordariomycetes, Hypocreales, Clavicipitaceae. The record is from the annotation of a GenBank genome assembly.